AUGAGUGAUAAUAAAGAAUUUCAACCAGUGACUGAAUCAACUGCCCCCAAAACGCGACAAGUAAACCCAUAUGGUCCAAACCCUGCGGAUUAUCUGUCUAACGUUGAGAAUUUUCAACUGAUUGACUCUACUCUGCGUGAAGGUGAACAAUUCGCCAAUGCAUUUUUCGAUACUGAGAAGAAGAUUGAAAUUGCCAAGGCCCUAGAUGCCUUCGGUGUGGACUACAUCGAAUUGACCUCUCCAGUCGCAUCUGAACAAUCAAGAAGGGAUUGUGAGGCUAUCUGUAAACUGGGCUUGAAAUCCAAAAUUUUGACCCACAUCCGCUGUCACAUGGAUGAUGCUAAGGUUGCAGUGGAAACUGGUGUCGAUGGUGUCGACGUGGUUAUUGGUACUUCAAAGUUUUUGAGACAGUAUUCUCACGGUAAAGAUAUGAACUACAUUGCCAAGAGUGCUGUUGAGGUGAUAGAGUUCGUCAAGUCCAAGGGUAUUGAAAUUCGUUUUUCAUCUGAGGACUCUUUCAGAUCAGAUUUGGUCGACUUGUUAAACAUCUACAAGACUGUGUCUCAAAUUGGUGUCAACAGAGUCGGUAUUGCAGAUACGGUUGGAUGCGCCAACCCAAGACAGGUUUAUGAGCUAAUAAGGACUUUGAAGAGUGUUGUAUCUUGUGAUAUUGAGUGCCACUUCCACAACGACACCGGCUGUGCGAUCCCUAACGCCUACUGUGCCCUAGAGGCAGGUGCAAGAUUAAUCGAUACAUGUGUUCUUGGUAUUGGUGAAAGAAACGGUAUUGUACCAUUGGGUGGUCUAAUGGCACGUAUGAUUGUAGCAGCACCUGAAUACGUCAAAUCCAAAUACAAGUUGCAUAAACUCAGAGACCUAGAAGUUUUGGUAGCAGAAGCCGUGGAAGUUAAUAUUCCAUUCAACAAUCCAAUUACCGGAUUUAGUGCAUUCACUCAUAAGGCGGGUAUCCAUGCAAAGGCAAUUUUGGCCAAUCCAUCUACUUAUGAAAUUCUAAAUCCUCACGAUUUCGGUAUGAAACGUUACAUCCACUUUGCUAACAGAUUAACAGGUUGGAAUGCCAUCAAGACUCGUGUUGAUCAAUUGAAUCUAAAUCUAACCGAUCAGCAGUGUAAGGAUGUUACUCAAAAGAUUAAAAAAUUGGGUGAUAUCAGACAAUUAACGGUUGACGAUGUCGAUUCUAUUAUCAAGGAUUUCCACGCAGAGGUGUCCACUCCACAACUACAGCCAAAGAGAGAUAACGAUGAUAUACAAGAUGAAAUUUCGGAAGAGCCAGCAACUAAGAAAUCGCAUCAAUGA
This is a messenger RNA of Zygosaccharomyces rouxii, 1317 nucleotides long. RefSeq names its product homocitrate synthase LYS21 (gene LYS21). Bases 1 to 1317 code for a protein of 438 amino acids. Gene Ontology annotation, molecular function: homocitrate synthase activity. The record is from RefSeq and is a predicted model, not a curated record. Lineage: Eukaryota; Fungi; Ascomycota; Saccharomycetes; Saccharomycetales; Saccharomycetaceae. The transcript has a single exon. Gene Ontology annotation, cellular component: mitochondrion.